AUAUCUACUUACUUACUUACUUACUUACUUACUUACUUACAUAGGUAAGACAAUUUGUAGAAUGUUUGUUAUUCGCUCGAACUGUGAACAGUGUUUAGAACAGUGUUGAAAUAGUGAAGAAUAGAAAAACGAUAAUAAAAGAUUGAAAUAAGGUAGGAAACGAAACGUAAAGAUUUGUAUUUGAUUUAACUAACAUAUAGUGAGAACGAGAACGGUUUGAAUGCAGCGGGACAAACGUGUAUUUUUUACAAUCCAUUAGAUAGAUAUUUUUCAACUAAAUAUCCAUAACUAUAUGUAUGGUUAAACAAUGAUUCUUUAUACGAAUUUUAGUAGGUUCUUUUCAAUUCGAAAUGUUUGACGGGUCAGGUCGAUACGAGAAUUGGCGCAUGCGUUAUAUAUGUAUAUCCCAGUAUAGGACGCUCCCUUUGGUAUUCAAGGUAGUGAAAAACUUUUCACAGGGGCAACAAGCGGUCUCAGAAAAGAAGGAAAUAUGUUUGAACUUUAUGGAAUGGAUAAAGACGGUAUGGUUUACCGAUCUCCACCACCGAGAAGAAAAGAAGUCGAUAUAUUAGAGACUUGUUUGCAACUAUCGUCUCCAGAAUUAAUGAGAAAAUUGCCUAACGGUGAUGCGAUACACCAUGCAAAGGAAAGCAGCGUUUCUACUUCUUUGGAUAAGGAUAAAGAUCCAGCUAAAGAAAGGGGACGGAGUAUGCUGAGGAAGUGGAUAGUGAUGACGGGUUUCUUUUUCCUUGGAUGUGCCUUGGUCGCCGGUAUAGGAUUACCUUUAGCUUUAGAAUUACGCAGCUCGCAUUUAUUAGAAGCUAGACUUCAAGUUGUACGACGAAUGCUGUCCGAAAUUCCUCUGAUCGAUGGGCACAAUGAUUUUGCUUGGAAUCUUCGAAAGCAUCGAGGAAACACAAAGUUGAAAGACUUUCCGUUCGACGAGAAUUUGUCAGAAAAUGCGAGUUGGGGCUCGGAAUGGCAAACCGACUUGGUACGAUUACAGCAGGGUAUCGUCGGUGGACAAUUUUGGUCGGUUUACGUUCCUUGCGAGGCACAAUUUCUCGACGCGGUGCAGCUUACCCUAGAACAGAUAGACGUGGUGCGUAGACUGGCGUCGAGGUAUCCAAAGAGAAUAAGGCUGGUGAGAAACAGCACGGAGCUGGAAAAAGCGCACAAGGAUGGCGUGAUAGGGAGUUUGGUGGGAAUCGAAGGUGGCCACAGUAUCGGUACGUCGAUGGCGGUGUUGAGAAGUUUCCAUCGGCUCGGGGCACGUUACAUGACUCUGACGUACAAAUGUAAUACUCCGUGGGCAGAUUCGUGCUCCGUAGAAGAUCCGAAUUCCGAUGCGUCGUUAGAUUUUCACAGCAACGGAUUGUCGUUGUUCGGCAAAGCGGUGGUUAAAGAACUAAAUCGAUUGGGAAUGCUGGUCGAUUUGUCGCACGUGUCGAUCAGGACGAUGAGGGAUGCCCUGGCAGUAACGAAAGCACCGGUGAUAUUCUCUCACAGCGCGGCUAGAGCGCUUUGCAAUUCAUCCAGCAACGUUCCGGACGAUAUGCUGCGUAACUUGUCGGUGAACGGUGGUCUGGUUAUGGUCAGCUUCGAUAGCGGGCAUUUAAGCUGCGGUGAUAAAGCCUCCAUGUACGAUAUUAUAGCUCAUAUCAAUCAUAUACGGCGAAUAGCUGGCGUUAACCACGUGGGUCUCGGAGCCGGUUACGACGGAAUACUAAGGUGGGUGAACACGAUCAGCUAAUUUAUCGCGAAGAAA
Osmia bicornis bicornis is the source of this 1768-nucleotide messenger RNA. RefSeq names its product dipeptidase 1-like. The record is from RefSeq and is a predicted model, not a curated record. Gene Ontology annotation, biological process: proteolysis. The transcript is spliced from 7 exons. Bases 491 to 1753 code for a protein of 420 amino acids. Gene Ontology annotation, molecular function: metallodipeptidase activity. Lineage: Eukaryota; Metazoa; Arthropoda; Insecta; Hymenoptera; Megachilidae.